Molecule: messenger RNA, 319 nt
Organism: Schistosoma rodhaini
Lineage: Eukaryota; Metazoa; Platyhelminthes; Trematoda; Strigeidida; Schistosomatidae
Source: the annotation of a GenBank genome assembly
CCAACAUCACCCCGUGUACAAAUAUGGAGAAGUUCAGAGAUAAGGUAGGUUGAAAGGUGAUGGAGGGAAUUUCUAAUGGUCAUUUGGUUGUUUUUGAAAGGAUGUACUGAUUGUGGAAGAUAUGGUUGACACUGGCACAAGUUUAAACGAACUGGAGAGAUUUGUGAGGAAAUACGAACCGAAAUCUGUUUAUUCUGCAUGUUUAUUAGUCAAGAGAAUUACAAAUGGCAUUGAAGAAAUACCACCAUACAAUUCAUUUAGCUGUUUGUCUAUUUGGUAUGAAAGUUAUUGUUUUCUGCAUAUUUUUGUUUUCUCUUAG